CACUGGCAACAGAAGGCACAUUGGCAACAGAAGGCACAUUGGCAACAGAAGGCACAUUGGCAACAGAAGGCACAUUGGCAACAGAAGGCACAUUGGCAACAGAAGGCACAUUGGCAGCAGAAGGCACAUUCGCUACAGAUAGUAUGUCCACUCUGGCCUGUUGCUGGCUAUCAGCAGGCAUUUCAGUGCUGCUCUGCUGGGACGGCAGGCCAGAAGCGGCGUCGCUGGCGUGGUUCACUACAGCAAAGUUCUUGGCUGGUGCCAGCACUCCCGUUACACGAUUGA
Molecule: messenger RNA, 285 nt
Organism: Linderina pennispora
Lineage: Eukaryota; Fungi; Kickxellomycota; Kickxellomycetes; Kickxellales; Kickxellaceae
Exons: 1
Source: RefSeq, a predicted model, not a curated record